Alternaria atra is the source of this 375-nucleotide messenger RNA. RefSeq lists its product as uncharacterized. The transcript is spliced from 2 exons. Bases 1 to 375 code for a protein of 124 amino acids. Lineage: Eukaryota; Fungi; Ascomycota; Dothideomycetes; Pleosporales; Pleosporaceae. The record is from RefSeq and is a predicted model, not a curated record.
AUGCAACUCACCAGCAUCCUCUUCUACGCUAUCUCAGCUACAGGCGUCCUCUCAGCUCCCUACGCUGGCGACACAGGCGCAGCUCCCGAUUUCGAGAACUCGUCCACCCCACCCGCAAACACACCAUGGUUGAGCUUCACCGAUAAAGCCAGUCCCCUCGACCGCCGCGCUUGUUACUCAGCCGCUCCAUACGGAUGUGACAUGGGCAAGAAACGCUGCUGGAAAGUCUGCGGUGAUGGCGGAAAGUGGUGCUGGACUGCCAAGGGUGAUGGAUCUGGAGACUGGAUCGGAUGUACCGACUGGGGUUCGUGCAACCAGCAGCAGUCGUGUGGCAAGAACUGCCACCACCCUGAGGAGUGCGGAUGCGGUUGCUAG